Molecule: messenger RNA, 1920 nt
Organism: Microtus ochrogaster (prairie vole)
Lineage: Eukaryota; Metazoa; Chordata; Mammalia; Rodentia; Cricetidae
Gene: Slc16a8
Product: solute carrier family 16 member 8
Biological process (GO): transmembrane transport; monocarboxylic acid transport
Cellular component (GO): basolateral plasma membrane
Molecular function (GO): monocarboxylic acid transmembrane transporter activity
Source: RefSeq, a predicted model, not a curated record
UUUAAUCUUGACUUAUUCCUGGUCACAGAGGAAAGUUAAGACAAGCUGGAGGGCCACUACAGCUGGCAGCCACCCCACUGGCUGAUUGGCUCGUCUGUCCACAAACUUACAUGUAUUCAUGGUGACACUGACAGUGCCCUACACACACACACACACACACACACACACACACACACACACACCCCACAGUGGCUGCUGGGAUCUGGCAUUCACUGCACCCCUUCCCCUUCCAUUACUAGGUCCCAGGAGGUGAAAAGCCCUAGCGAGGAACCCUUGAAGUCAAGCAUCCACUCACGCUUCACAAGCCUUUGCAGGAAGGUGGGAAGACUCGGGGUGACCUUCCUACCUUGCUGGCUCUGUAACCCUUAAAGGGCUCCAUGGGCGGUGUGGGGCUGUUUUUCCUUGCAGGUCUCAAUUCAUUUCUCUACAGCACCCACCACUGCCUUUUGUCCCCCCUCUUUGCCAGCAGAGGUAGAGGCAAUGGGCGCUGGCGGCCCGCGACGGGGUGCAGGCCCCCCAGAUGGUGGCUGGGGCUGGGUGGUGCUGGGUGCCUGCUUCGUGAUCACCGGCUUCGCCUACGGCUUCCCCAAGGCCGUGAGCGUUUUCUUCGGAGAACUCAAGCAAGACUUCGGUGCAGGUUACAGCGACACAGCCUGGGUGUCCUCCAUCAUGCUGGCCAUGCUCUACGGCACCGGCCCCUUGUCCAGCAUCCUCGUGACACGCUUUGGCUGUCGCCCGGUGAUGCUGGCUGGCGGGCUCCUGGCUUCCGCGGGCAUGAUUCUGGCUUCCUUUGCCUCGCGCCUUCUGGAGCUGUACCUGACGGCUGGAGUGCUCACAGGGCUGGGCCUGGCCCUCAACUUCCAGCCGUCGCUCAUCAUGCUGGGACUCUACUUCGAGCGGCGACGUCCCCUGGCCAACGGGCUGGCAGCGGCGGGCAGCCCGGUGUUCCUGUCCACGUUGUCGCCGCUUGGCCAGCUGCUGGGGGAGCGCUUCGGCUGGCGCGGUGGCUUCCUGCUGUUUGGCGGCCUCCUGUUGCACUGCUGCGCCUGCGGGGCCGUCAUGCGGCCACCACCAGGGCCCUCGCCCCCGCUUCGCCCAGAUCCGGCGAAGGACCGCGCGCCCGGCGGCGGGGCUCGCCGCCGCCUGCUAGACGUGGCGGUGUGCACCGACCGCGCCUUCAUGGUGUACGUAGUCACCAAGUUCCUGAUGGCACUUGGGCUCUUCGUGCCUCCCAUCCUGCUGGUGAACUACGCCAAAGAUGCAGGCGUGCCUGACGCUGAGGCCGCUUUCUUGUUGUCCAUCGUGGGCUUCGUGGACAUCGUGGCACGGCCGGCGUGCGGUGCCCUGGCGGGUCUGACACGCCUGCGACCCCACGUUCCCUAUCUCUUCAGUCUGGCCUUGCUGGCCAACGGGCUCACGGACCUCAUCAGCGCUCAUGCGCGCUCCUAUGGCACCCUCGUGGCUUUCUGCAUCGCUUUCGGCCUCUCCUACGGCAUGGUGGGCGCGCUGCAGUUCGAGGUGCUCAUGGCGACCGUGGGUGCGCCCCGCUUCCCCAGUGCGCUGGGCCUGGUACUGCUAGUGGAGGCCGUGGCUGUGCUCAUAGGACCGCCCUCUGCCGGCCGCCUGGUGGAUGCCCUGAAGAACUAUGAGAUCAUCUUCUACCUUGCUGGCUCCGAGGUGGCCUUGGCUGGAGUCUUCAUGGCAGUCACCACCUACUGCUGCCUGCGCUGCUCUAAUACCCCAUCAGGUCCAGCGGCCGAAGGAGGAGCCGCUGACACGGAGGAUGUGGAUGUUGAGAGGGACUCUGAGCCAAUGCCUGCCAGCCUUGAGGCUCUGGAGGUGUUGAGCCCCAGGGCUGGGUCCUCAGGACCUGAACCAGAGGUGGAAACAGUGUCUGGGCUGGGUCAUGAGUCUGUGUAG